Botrytis porri is the source of this 606-nucleotide messenger RNA. RefSeq lists its product as uncharacterized. NCBI's taxonomy places the organism in Eukaryota, Fungi, Ascomycota, Leotiomycetes, Helotiales, Sclerotiniaceae. The record is from RefSeq and is a predicted model, not a curated record. The coding region runs from base 1 to 606 and encodes 201 amino acids. The transcript has 2 exons.
AUGAACAAGUUGACAGGAAGCAUGUUCAAAUCACCGCUGUUGCGAGUUCAUCCGAAAAUCUAUCGAGAAGUUAAGGAACUUUUAUGGAAUCGUGCUGUCUUUGAACUUGGGUGCAUCAAUAAUGCACAUGGUUUCCUCAAAUCUACGAGUUGGGUUUCUCGUAGACUCAUCAGAAACUUCGAAAUACCUUUAGAAUUUGAUUGCCACUUUCGAAUUGCUCUGUCAAACAUGUCCAAAUCAAUCUCAACGAUGAACGCAAUGCUUCUUUUAGAAGAGGAACUGAAUGGCACAUUCUCGUUUGAUCUAUUGCGAUCGCUCGGUAGUGCACGAACUCGGUCAUGCAAAAUGAUUAUAAGAAUACUAUAUUUCGAAAGUUACAUAGAACUUUUCAAUCUUGCCUGGCGCACAAUAAUCAAUUCUCCGAAUGCGAAUAUUUCUAAAGAGCAGAUUAUUCAAAACUACAAAGAUUUGUUUGGGGAAUUGAACCAGGCUUGGGGUGGAACACUUUGUCUUGCAGAUACGUUGGUUUGGGAGAAUGGCCGUCAUGUCUACAGAGCUUCUCCAGCAACAGUGGGGAUUCGAAAACCACUCCUCAUUAAGGGAUAA